Truncatella angustata is the source of this 2540-nucleotide messenger RNA. RefSeq names its product transmembrane amino acid transporter. The transcript has 6 exons. The record is from RefSeq and is a predicted model, not a curated record. Gene Ontology annotation, cellular component: vacuolar membrane. Gene Ontology annotation, molecular function: amino acid transmembrane transporter activity. NCBI's taxonomy places the organism in Eukaryota, Fungi, Ascomycota, Sordariomycetes, Amphisphaeriales, Sporocadaceae. Gene Ontology annotation, biological process: amino acid transmembrane transport. Bases 161 to 2245 code for a protein of 694 amino acids.
GUAGGGUCAAGAUUCCUUUUGGUUCACCAUAUAUCGUGCCCCUUUCUUGCCUUCUGAAACCUAAGGGCAGGUUUGCAGAGUUGGACAAUAUUCUGAGCCACCCGGGCUGUUGUUAUCCUUGCGACAGUUUCUGGUACAUCCCAAUCCAACAGCCUCCAAGAUGCCUCAACAGGCGACCACCUGGGAACAGUACGAGCGGGCUGAUUCGCCUGGGCGAAACGAUAGCUUGUCCUCAACACCGCGGGGAAGUGUACACUUUGAAGAGCGAUCAAGUCUUAUGGGUCAUAGUGAAGGCCGUGGGAGCGGAACGGGUCAAGACUGGACCUCCCGCCUUCGUCGCAGAUCCUCCGUCCAGAACAGGCUGUCUGCCAUUGCCGGAAUCGGUGGAGUGAACAGUAUCCGACAUUUCUCACAAAGCUGGCAACGUGCCACUGCUUUCCCCGAAAUCAUACCACAACAACCUGUCUUUGCCUACGCCCCCGAUCAGGAGCCUGUUCAUACGAUCGAGCCGAUUACCUACGGCCGCAGCGAUGUCGAAACUGGAGCUCGCACAUCUCUACUAGGGGGGCAGCUCGAGGUACCCGAAAAUGCAGUGGUAGACGAAGGAGGCGACUCAGGGCUAGCAGGCGGACCCCAUCGCCAGAUUUCACACGAUGACGGACGGAAGCUCUUUGGCAAUGGCCUCCACAGGGUGAUCUCCCCAUCCGGCUCCUUGAGAAGCAAUUCCAUCUUUGAAGUCCCGCCCCAUUUGUCCGGGAUGCCAUUGGUUGGCAGCUACUCCUCGCAGAGGACAUAUGGUACCAUAUCAUCUGAAGUCAGUCGUCCAUCCAUGGCGCAAGCUGCGGAGCUCUGGCGGCAGCAACAAGAGUCUGGAAUUGAUCUGCCUGAUGGUGCGCGUCCGCCGAUUAUCGUAAAGGAGGUAGAGCAAGAAGAUGGAAAGAUUGUUCUGGCUGUGGCUGGGCAGUCAACCCUACCGCAGACUGUGGUCAACUCGACCAAUGUUCUGAUCGGUGUUGGUCUUCUCAGUCUGCCAAUCGGUAUCAAAUACGCCGGGUGGCUCUGUGGUAUGGUCACGCUGUUCCUCGGUGCUGCUGUCACAAGUUGGACCGCUAGGUUACUUGCCAAGUGUAUGGACCUAGACCCGACCGUGAUCACUUUCUCUGAUGUUGCUUUCAUCUCCUUUGGGCACCGCGCUCGAGUAAUUACGAGUAUUCUAUUCACUUUGGAGUUACUGGCAGCCUGUGUGGCACUUAUCGUGCUGUUUUCUGAUUCGCUGAUUUUACUAUUUCCUGGAACUUUGAAUUUGAACCAGUGGAAGGUUGUCUGUACUUUAUUAUUGAUACCCCUUCAAUUUGCCCCGCUCAAGAUUCUGAGCUUUACCAGCUUUAUUGGUAUCCUUUCCGUUAUGAGCAUUGCCUUGCUCGUUAUUGUCGACGGUCUUGUGAAGCCUCACACCCCGGGAUCUCUCAUUGAGCCAGCUGUCACAUACCUUUUCCCGGAGAACUGGCUAACUCUACCAUUAUCGUUCGGCUUGCUUAUGUCCCCAUGGGGUGGCCAUAGUGUUUUCCCGAAUAUCUACCGAGAUAUGAGACACCCGCACCGAUACGGCGAGGCCGUAACUAUCACUUUCAGCUUUACUGUAAGUGUAUACCACGUACGAAAUUUGGACACGCUGACCGUUGACCAGUACUUCAUCGAUGCCACCGUUGCCAUUGUUGGAUACGUGAUGUUUGGUGACGGAGUCCGAGAUUCGGUAACGAACAACCUACUUCGAACAACGGGGUAUCCUGCUAUCCUCAACGUUCUUCUUGUCAUAUUCAUCGCCAUCAUCCCGUUGACCAAGAUCCCGCUGAACGCACAGCCGAUUAUCAGCACAAUGGAGGUCCUUGCUGGCCUGCGCCAGCAAGUGGUUUCGGAUUCAGACACUCUCGUCGGGCGGUCCAGCGUGUUCAGAGGCUUCAUGAAGAUUGCUAUCCGGAUUUUGACUCUGCUGGCGUUCCUCAUCAUUGCGAUUCUAUUCCCUGCAUUUGACUCAAUCAUGGCUUUCAUGGGCAGCGCUCUGUGUUUUACCAUUUGUAUUACACUACCACUGGCCUUCUACCUCAAGCUUUUCGGUCAUGAGAUUGUUCCAAGGGAGCGCAUUCUCGUGUGGACUGUUAUGACCAUAUCGUUCCUCCUUUCAGUGGUUGGAACGGUCUGGGCUUUCUUGCCCAAGAGUCUGAUCGGUGCAGAGAAGAAAUAUUAGCCUGAACCUGGUCUUGAGCGUCGACAAUGCCAUCAGUACUUUGGUUAUGGGAUCGUAAUGACAUGGUUGAACGAACAUUCGAAGCAUUUACAGCAUUUACAAACUCACGGGCAUUUAUGUAUUGGCGGUUCAUCGCGAUACUUCAUUUUCGGAAAUUUGGCAAAUAGCAAGAUUGAUGAUUUCUUUUUGAUUUUAAUACGAUGCUAGGAUAGAAUAUACCUCACGCCAAGGACUCAAACCCAUCAAUUUGGAUAGAUGAAAAUUCCAUUAACAAUACCAUUUUGUCCGAUAUUAC